Messenger RNA from Entamoeba invadens IP1, 386 nucleotides. RefSeq lists its product as hypothetical. Gene Ontology annotation, molecular function: oxidoreductase activity. The record is from RefSeq and is a predicted model, not a curated record. The transcript has a single exon. NCBI's taxonomy places the organism in Eukaryota, Evosea, Mastigamoebida, Endamoebidae. The annotation marks the transcript as partial.
AUGGCUGAAACAUCAGAAAUUGAUUUUGCCUCAUUGGAACCGACACUGUUAAACCGAAUCUCGACACGAACAUAUGGCACGGUAUAUCCAACAGCUGACCAAGUGACUGCAAUCAACACAUUCAUCGCCAAAAUCAACUCGAUGAAUGCCCCAUACAACAAGCCAUGCAAAUUUGCACUUCAGAUGGAAGAUUUCAGUUCAUUCCGUACGUUUGGGUUCAUCACGGGCUCGAAGUAUUGGAUUUUCGGUGUGACGGGGAAAAAUGACCGGAACAGCGACUUGUCGUAUGGGUAUCUGAUGCACCUGAUCAUACUGGAAUGCACCCGCCUCGGCCUCAAGACGGUUUGGUUGGGUGGGACAUUCACGACGUCCGUCUUCACUGCAAU